GGAAGAGGAGCAGCAUCAUGGCGGACGGAGGCAGUUUCCUCGUCUCUCUGCGGCGGGAGAGGAGACUCACCUGAGUCCAGGUCAGACACACAGGAGCCUCCGUCCUCCUCUGAUGAAGAAGCCGCUGCAGCCUCACUUCAGGACGGCUGUGUUGACCUGGGAGUCUGAAAGUGAGGCGGCAAAAUGAGCUCGUCUCAAGAGAGAGACACAAGCAGACCUCACCGCUGUCAGCAGUGCGACAAAUCAUUUGAAACGCCGUCGAAGCUGCAGCAUCAUCAGAGGGUUCAUGCGGCAAAGAAACCCUACAGCUGUGACCAGUGUGGGAAGAGCUUCACACAACAGGGUUCAUUAAAGACACACAAACGCACUCACACCGGAGAGAGACCGUACCGCUGUGAACUGUGCGGGAAGAGUUUCAGCAUCUCAAGUCACUACAGAGAACAUCAACGCAUCCACACCGGAGAGAAACCAUACCGCUGCGAUCAGUGUGGGAAGAGUUUUAAUCAUUCAGGCGCAUACAGGCGGCAUCAGCGGAUCCACACCGGAGAGAAACCGUACACCUGCGACCAAUGCGGGAUGAGGUUCCGGUACUCGAGCGACUACAGGCAACACCAACGGAUCCACACCGGAGAGAAACCGUACCGCUGCGAUCAAUGCGGGAGGAGGUUCAGAUACUCCAGCGACUACAGACAGCACCAGCGCAUCCACACCGGGGAGAAACCGUACACCUGCGACCGAUGCAGGAAGAGUUUCCAUCAGCUGAGCAUGUACAGGCAGCAUGAGCGCAUCCACACCGGAGAGAAACCGUACGGCUGCGACCGGUGUGGUAAAAGCUUCACCCAGCUGAGCACGUUUCAGUCGCAUCAGCGCGUCCACACCGGAGAGAAACCGUACUGGUGCGACCGGUGCAAGAAGAACUUCUCCCAAAACAGUUCACUCCAGCGGCACCAGAGGGUCCACACCGGGGAGAAGCCGUACAGCUGCGACCUGUGCGGGAAGAGCUUCGCGCAGCAGCAGUCGCUCAAGGCCCACAAGAGCAUCCACACCGGGGAGAGGCCGUACGGCUGCGAGCACUGCGGCCGGAGCUUCAACCACCUGAACGCCUUCAGGCGGCACCAGCGUCUGCACACCGGGGAGAAACCGUACGGCUGCGAGCUCUGCGGGAAGAGCUUCACGCACGUGGGCGCGCUGACGGUGCACAGGCGCGUGCACACCGGAGAGAAACCGUACGCCUGCGAACUCUGCGGGAAGUCCUUCAAACAGUACAGUCAGAUCUACGCGCACAAGCGCAUCCACACCGGGGAGAAGCCGUACUGGUGCGACCAGUGCAAGAAGAACUUCUCCCAGCUGUGUCAGCUGAAGAGGCACCGGUGCGUCCAAACGGAGCCGAGCGCCGCCGCCGGCGCCCUGCAGCCGGCGCCACUCCAGCUGAACGGGAACGACACGAACGCAUCGCUUCAUGGAAUUAACCAUCUUCAAACAGCUGAUGAUGAUUCAUGAAUUCAAAAUAGAUUCUUUCAUUUUAAAUUUUUGAUGGGACUUUUUUGGGGGGGAGAAUUAUUAUCAUAGAGAAUUUCUUUAUUUAAUUCGUGGUGCUACAGUGCUACAAUAUGUACUUGAGUAUUUCCAUUUCAAGCUACUUUACAUUUCUACUCCACUACAUUUCAGAGGGAAACAAUGCAAUUUUUACUCCACUACAUUUAUUUGAAAGCUUCAGUUACCAGUUACUUCGCAGAUUAGAUUAUUAAUACUAAUUAUAAAUCAACUAAUAAAAUAUAUUUACAGGUUAAUAUACUUUAUAUGUAGGUGUAUCCUUCCUCAGCUCCAGCUUUAUAAUGUUCAGUUGAUAAAGUUCAGUUUGUGUUGACCUUGUGCAGAAUGUGCCUCUUUAAUUCUGUGUUUAUUACUGAGGUUGUAGUUUGCAGAGGUCUGCUACUGGACUGCAUUAUACUGAGAGGG
Myripristis murdjan (pinecone soldierfish) is the source of this 1959-nucleotide messenger RNA. Its product is annotated as zinc finger protein 431-like. Gene Ontology annotation, biological process: regulation of transcription by RNA polymerase II. The coding region runs from base 184 to 1500 and encodes 438 amino acids. Gene Ontology annotation, molecular function: DNA-binding transcription factor activity, RNA polymerase II-specific; RNA polymerase II cis-regulatory region sequence-specific DNA binding. The transcript has 5 exons. Lineage: Eukaryota; Metazoa; Chordata; Actinopteri; Holocentriformes; Holocentridae. Gene Ontology annotation, cellular component: PcG protein complex; transcription regulator complex; chromatin. The record is from RefSeq and is a predicted model, not a curated record.